UGACCGUACGAUGUCACAAGGCCAUAAGGUGUUACCGUCUUUCGACGAGUUGCCGCACUUCAAAGAAUAUUCUGGAUGUGCUUGGGACGUGUGGGGACCCAAUGACCAACUCGGAACCGUGAACCUACUCACAGACGACCUUGUUAAACAAGCGGCGCAGGAAGAGAUCAGGACGGGCAGGGCUGUAUCGCUCAACUGGCCUCUUAAUUUUCCUGAGAAGCCUUUAUUUGGCAGGCGCGAGCCCCAUAUCAGGUCGUUCCUCAAACAUGACACCCCCGUAAGGGAUGAUGAAAUACUAAUUAACACCCAAUCCGGAACUCAGUGGGAUGGGCUGAAGCAUUUCCCGAUUUUGAAACAUGAGAUGUUAUACACAGGCGUGCCUGUGAGAUCGCUGACGACAGGGCAGUUCGCCAUGCCUGAUCCAAUGGAUGUAGACCCUGAACUCAUCAAACUUGGGAUUCAUAAUUGGGCGCAGCAUGGGAUCUGUGGUCGCGGCGUCUUCUUGGAUCUAGUCCGAUACUACACGAAGUCCAAUACUUCCCUCCCUUACGACCCUUGGACCACUCAUGGAAUCUCUGUCGGCGACCUCGAGGCAUGCGCACGCGAGCAGGGUGUCACAUUCCGAAGGGGCGACAUCUUAAUUCUUAGGGUUGGCUUCAUUCAAAGGUACAAUUCUGCAAGUCAGGCGGAGCGGAACGGCUUAGCCGGCAAACCUGAAACAUUUGCUGGAAUAGAGCAAUCGGACGAUAUGAAGCGUUUCAUUUGGAACAAUCACUUCGCUGCAGUUGCAUCUGACCAGCCUGCUUUGGAGAGUUGGCCACCAAAAGGAGGCGAAUACCUACACGAGACGUUUCUCAGUCUCUGGGGAAUGCCGAUCGGCGAGCUUUUCGACCUAGAGGCUCUGUCAAAGAUAUGUGCCGACACCGGAAGAUACACAUUUUUCUUCUCGUCCUGGCCAUUGAACAUACUGGGUGGAACGGCCAGCCCGCCGAAUGCUGCUGCCUACUUCUGAACUUCCGAUAAGUGGAUUAGUUGAAGCACGAAAUCAAGAGUAUACGAGUAGCGUCGAUGAAUCUAGUUGUCAAUAUUUGCCUUCGUCAACUAUAGUACAAGGACCGCGGGCAACGAAACAGAAAGAACCAGCCGGAAAGCGACCGGUAUGCAUGCACGAAGGAAAGCGUCGACAUCUUAAACAUAUGCUUGCUAUCUUGGCCCGAGAGAUGGGUAAGAGGAAGUAAUCGACUGGACGCUCUGGGCUCAUGAGAAAAAUAAGGGGGAAUGACUUAUCAGUAUGUUAGUAGACACAAGAAACAAAGCGUCAGGAAUCGAGGAAGAGAAUUUUAUGGUCAUUUAUUUGG
Heterobasidion irregulare TC 32-1 is the source of this 1358-nucleotide messenger RNA. RefSeq lists its product as uncharacterized. The transcript has 15 exons. The coding region runs from base 11 to 1012 and encodes 333 amino acids. NCBI's taxonomy places the organism in Eukaryota, Fungi, Basidiomycota, Agaricomycetes, Russulales, Bondarzewiaceae. The record is from RefSeq and is a predicted model, not a curated record. Gene Ontology annotation, molecular function: arylformamidase activity.